AUGAAAUUACUUAUUUUUAUCCAGUUGACUCUAACAACGUAUGCAUUUGUACCAGAUUAUUUCUCAAUAACUAAACCUGGAAAUCAAUUCCAACCGGCAAAUAUAAUCGAGCUGUUGGCAAUAAAUUCCAAUAUUCGCACACUUAUUCGUUGUGCUAUACUUUGUGAUCGUAAUAUUCAAUGCCGCACAUUCGAUUACGAUUCAAUAUCAAAACAAUGCCGUCUCUUCGAAGGAUCUAUUGAUACUGGUAUUCUUUUAUCUGUUUCUUCGGCAUCAGUUGUCGGCAAUGCUAGUUCGCCAUUAACAUCAAGCUCCACAGUAACGACUACCAUUACCAAAACAACAUCAACAACAUCAUCAUCAUCGUCAUCAUCAACAUCGUCAUCUUCAACAACAUCAACAACAACAACAAAAACAACAUCGUCAACAUCAACAUCAUCAUCAUCAUCAACAACAUCAACAACAUCAUUAUCAACAUCGUCAUCAUCAACAUCAACAACAACAGCAAUGUCAACAGUUGCUCCACCGUGUCCUCCUCAAUCAGUUUCAAAUGGAACACUCUUAUAUCUUAUGAAUCCAACGUCAUUCAUUUAUCCAAAUUAUACUUGUUAUGCAUAUACAUGGACGGCUACAGCACUAUCAGCAACACUAUCUUUCUUUUUUCGUCACGAUCCUGGCAGUCUCACUGGAUGGAAUCAUACAGGCAACUGCGGCAACAACUAUGGACAGGCUACUUCGGGUAGCAGUUAUGCUAAAUCAGGUAGUUGGUAUUAUUAUGAUCCUUGUGCCGGUUAUAUUGGCGGUAAUAUGACGGGCGAUACGAUAAGUCAAACAUUUUCUACAAUUGCCGGUGGUACAUAUACGAUUAGCUUUUGGUUAACAAAUUAUGAUUGCUGUAAUCACACUGAAAUCGCUAAUAUCACUCUUAUUUGA
Adineta steineri is the source of this 933-nucleotide messenger RNA. The record is from the annotation of a GenBank genome assembly. NCBI's taxonomy places the organism in Eukaryota, Metazoa, Rotifera, Eurotatoria, Adinetida, Adinetidae.